Molecule: messenger RNA, 1518 nt
Organism: Equus caballus (horse)
Lineage: Eukaryota; Metazoa; Chordata; Mammalia; Perissodactyla; Equidae
Source: RefSeq, a predicted model, not a curated record
CGGGGCUCCCUGGGGGCGCCGUGGAGCGGAGUGUCCCGCGGGGCAUCCCGCCCUGGAGCCUCGCCGGCUGGACCCAACUUCCCUGAGAGGAGAGAGGAAGGCAGCACAGCCUGGUUCAUAGCAGCGUGGGCCCUGCAAUUAGCCUCGGCUGCCACGUCCCCUCCCCCUCCGCCUUGGACACGUGGCUCUGCAAGGCUUGGCCUCAGUUUCCCCAUCUGUAAAACGGGCAUCUCAGCAGUGAGAGAAAGAAAGGGAGUGGAAAGGCCCGUUCUACUUCAUCCAAGGGGCAGACCCCCAGUUUGGACUGAUGAAGGCCUGGUCCACUGGGGAGUGUGACAGUGGCGGUGAUGAGUGGGGACAGGAGACGCGUCUAACUGAGCAAGCUGUCCGGGCCGUCAACAGGCUGAACCCCAAACCCAAAUUCUUUGUUCUGUGUGGGGACCUCGUCCAUGCCAUGCCAGGGCUAGUGCUGCCAUCACAUAACUUCAUAACUCGUGCAAUGCCAUGUGGUCAUCGCCUGUUUCCAUGUCUGGGCCCCCUCUGGACUUUGAGCUCCAUGAGAACAAAGAUAACAUCUUACUUAUGCUGGUGUGGCCAUGAUCUGGCACACAGUAGGACAGCAGGGAUGCCCUGGCGGAAGGAGCAGACGGAGGACCUGCAGCGGGUGCUCAGGGAUGUGGACAGUGAGAUCCCACUGGUCUUCGUCAGUGGCAACCACGAUGUGGGCAACGUGCCCACCCCAGAGACCAUCGAGGAGUUCCAGCAGACUUGGGGAGAUGACUAUUUCAGCUUCUGGGUCGGGGGCGUCCUGUUCCUUGUCCUCAACUCCCAGUUCUUGUACGAUGCCUCCAGGUGCCCUGCCUUGAAGCAGGCCCAGGACCAGUGGCUGGACCAGCAGCUGAGCAUCGCAGGGCAGCGGAAGUGCCAGCACGCCAUCGUCUUCCAGCACAUCCCACUGUUCCUUGAAAGCAUCGAUGAGGAUGACGACUACUUCAACCUCAGCAAGCCUGUUCGGAAGGAGAUGGUAGACAAGCUCUCCAAAGCAGGUGUCAAAGCUGUGUUCUCGGGCCACUACCACAGGAACGCUGGGGGCAUCUACCAGAACCUCGACAUGGUGGUGUCGUCUGCCAUCGGAUGCCAGCUGGGCAAGGACACCCACGGGCUCCGAGUCGUGGUGGUCACCGCGGAGAAGAUCGUCCAUCGGUACUACAGUUUAGAUGAGCUGAGUGAGAAGGGGGUGGAGGAUGACCUGAUGGAUUUGCUGAAGGAAAAGUGAUUGCCAUUUAUGAUCUAUUCACUUCCACUAUUUUUUUAUUUUGCCAGAAACAGCAGCUGCAGACAACCACUUAUUGAAUAUAAAAGUGUACCAGGCAGAUUUGUGAAUUUAUGUUCUUUUGCAUAAAUCAGAGAGCUGGGUCGUAUCCUAAAUUAUAUCCAAAAUAGAACUGCCCUCCCUUUAAGAACGAGAAGGGGAGGAGUGGAGCCUGGGAAUAAAAGAAUAAAUGAUAUUGAAACAUC